This is a messenger RNA of Vittaforma corneae ATCC 50505, 1023 nucleotides long. RefSeq names its product methionine aminopeptidase, type II. Gene Ontology annotation, molecular function: metalloaminopeptidase activity. Gene Ontology annotation, biological process: proteolysis. The transcript has a single exon. The coding region runs from base 1 to 1023 and encodes 340 amino acids. Lineage: Eukaryota; Fungi; Microsporidia; Nosematidae. The record is from RefSeq and is a predicted model, not a curated record.
AUGUCCUUUGUACUUCUUAACAAAAUAGAGCCUCAACCAAUUGAAUUUCUGGAACCAGCUUCAUUUAAUUUAACAAGCGAUUCAAUAUUAAAUGACGCCUUACGUGCUGCAGAGGCCCAUAGGCGGGUAAGGAGCAGCGUCCAACAGAUUCUAAAACCAGGAGUUUCACUACUGCAAAUUAUAGAAACUGUGGAAAAAGCUACACGAGCUUUACUAGUAGGAGAGAAGAACAACGGAAUUGGAUUUCCAUGUGGUGUAAGCUUAAAUGACUGUGCUGCUCACUUUACACUCAAUCCAGGAGAUAGGAACAUAAUAUUAAAAGAAUCUGAUAUUCUAAAAAUAGAUUUUGGAACACAUUCUAAUGGCAGAAUUAUGGAUUCUGCAUUUACAGUCUGUUUUGAUCCAAAGUUUGAACAGUUACUAAAGGCCUCACAAGAAGCUACCAAAAGAGGACUAGAGGUUAUAGGAAUUGAUAUGAUGGUGUGUGAAAUAGGUAGGGAAAUUUCUGAAGUAUUCAAAUCCUUUGAAAUAGAGUUAGAUAAUAAAAUCAUGCCGAUAAAGCCCAUAUGGAAUCUUAACGGUCAUUCUAUUGAGCAAUAUAGAAUACAUGGUGAGUUUUCAAUACCACCAAUCAAUAAUGGAGACACAUCAAGAGUUUCAGAGGGAUUCUGUGCCAUUGAAACAUUUGCAAGUACAGGAAAGGGUGAGGUCUGUGAUAAAGGUGAAGCAUCCCAUUUUAUGAUCAAUAGAAACCCACCAAGUUCAAAAAUUUAUAAUGCUAAAAAUGAAAAAGUUCUUAAGACUAUUCAAAAAGAGUUUGGAACAUUGCCCUUUAGUCCUAGACAUGUUGAGUUUUAUAGCCCUGAUUCAUUUUCAAGUAUCAAGCUGCUAUCACUUAGAAAAUUUAUCGACCCAUACCCACCUCUUCAUGAUUUACCAAACUCCUUUGUUGCACAAUUUGAGCAUACAGUUUAUCUUUCAGACACAGGGAAGAGAAUACUUACAAACGGCAACGAUUAUUAA